Arabidopsis arenosa is the source of this 633-nucleotide messenger RNA. The record is from the annotation of a GenBank genome assembly. Lineage: Eukaryota; Viridiplantae; Streptophyta; Magnoliopsida; Brassicales; Brassicaceae.
UAUCACUGGUGGUGAACAUGGAAGCCAUAAGAGUUUUUGGACCCAAACUCUCUAUUCGUUCUCAGACCAGUGCAUUUCCGGCAUGCAAACUCUCUCGCUUUCCGCUGACGUCAUUUCCCAGUAAGCCUGCCCAUCUUGUUCCUUUGAAGGCCACUACUCAUCCUCUAGCUUUUGACGAUGAAGAAAAUAAUCGCAAGUUCAGGAAGUUGGGCCCUUCUGAAUGGGGUCAUCAAUUCCUCUCUGCUCAUGUUGAUCUCUCAGAAAUGGAUGCGCUUGGGAGAGAGAUAGAGGCACUAAAGCCAAAAGUAAGGGACAUGUUGAUGUCUUCCAAAGGAACUGAGUCGAGCAAGAAGAAAAUCCUUUUUAUCUAUUUGCUUGUGAGUCUUGGUCUCGCGUAUCAUUUCGAGGAUGAGAUCGAGGAGAGUCUAAACGAUGGUCUUCGAGAGAUAGAGGAGAUGAUGGCUGGUGAAGGUGAUUUGUACACAGUUUCCAUCAUCUUCUGGGUUUUCAGGACAUAUGGUCACAACAUUUCUUCUGGUAAGGAUUAAUUCUCUAGCUUGUUAUUAGACGACCGUCGCCGUUUGGCAUAUGCAACUAGUAUACAAUGGCAAUCAAGAAAAUAUAUUUACUUGU